AUGCAUGUGUUGCCAAUAACCGUGCUGUUACUUUCGAUCGUGCAUUCUUGUCUUGGAGUUUGUACAACCACGCCAAUUCAGCAUGAGGUCACAGACUUCAAAAGAUUACGAUAUUUCUGUGAAUACCAUCACUACGACAAAAUGAUGGGGCUGACCAAAAUCAAGCUUCGUCACGGAUCAAUAUUUGAAACUGUUGAUUCAUGCCAGAGAUGUCGAUGUACCCAGAACGGACUAGAUUGCUGCGAAGCUGGAUUAAAGAUAGAUGUACCACCAGCAUCCAUCCCGAUUGAAUGUCAUGUUAUUGAGGACGGGUGUGACCAGUAUUUGGUAUUAAAGUCGGACAACAUCACUGACUGUGCCACUGGGAGACCGGCUAGAAUUGUACGACAAGAACAAAUGGCUGAAGACAGUCGAAGGCAAUAUAUUGAAGAAAUUCUGUAUAAGGAGACAAUGAGAGCAGCUGGUUUAUCUAAUGGGGCAAAUGCUGAUGGCGAGGGAAAUCCGUUCCAACAAUGGAUCCUUUUGGACUACUUCCUUAAUGACGCAUUUGUCGGACGUAUUCCAUCUCCAGUUGAACAACAAAAUACUCCUGGAUUGUCCUUUUCCUCGCCAGUCAAAGCAAACUUAGCUGAAUCGAGUCUAGGCGCAGUUGGUAAAGAGGUGAUUAACAAACUUGGAGGACCGGAAGCUGCUCGCACAGCGCUGAUGAACAGGAUAAAAAAGGCUAAAACUGGUGUUUCAAUAAACCCAAAGCCUAUCGACGACAACAUGGGACUUCUUUUAGUAUUGUCACUUUUAUCGAAUUAA
Ostrea edulis (European flat oyster) is the source of this 807-nucleotide messenger RNA. RefSeq lists its product as uncharacterized. The record is from RefSeq and is a predicted model, not a curated record. The transcript has 3 exons. NCBI's taxonomy places the organism in Eukaryota, Metazoa, Mollusca, Bivalvia, Ostreida, Ostreidae. The coding region runs from base 1 to 807 and encodes 268 amino acids.